AUGCACUUCACCGCACCGUCCAUUGCCUUGCUAGCUCUCGCAGCCGGCGUCCAGGCCGGUGGCGACAAGCAGAUGCAUGAACCCCCCGUCCGUGGCGGAAAGGGCAUCGGCAAGCACCACACUUCCGGUGCUGCCACCGGUAUCUCUACCGGUGUCUCUGGUCAUGGUACUGGUAUCGCUGGCACCGGUGUCCACACUGGAAGCCACCCCAUUGUCACCGGCUACCAUAACGCUACCAACUCUGGUAGCAAGAACUCCACUAUCAUCGGCACUGGAACCGCUCCCUGCUACAGCUGCCACGGUAGCUCCACCAUCCCAGUCUACGUCCCUACCAAGACUCACGCUGCUGCUUCCUCCGGCGUUGGCGGUGGUGCUUCCCCCUCCGGCGGUGCUGGCGGCGCCCACGGUGGCUCUGGCUCCGGCUCCGGCAGCACCGGCUCUGGCUCUAGCUCUGGCGGCGCUGUCGGUGGCUCCGGCUCUGGCUCUAGCUCUGGCGGCGCUGUCGGUGGCUCUGGCGCUGGCUCUGAGUCUGGCUCCGGCUCCGGCUCUGGCUCCGGCUCCGGCUCUGGAUCUGGAUCUGGCUCUGGCUCUGGCUCUGGCUCUGGAUCUGGAUCUGGAUCUGGCUCUGGCUCUGGCUCUGGCUCUGGCUCUGGCUCUGGCUCUGGCUCUGGCGCCUCCCCCUCCGGCGGUGCAGGCUCUGGCGUUGGCUCCGACUCCGAUUACACCCCGUCCAGCCCCGGCUCCAAGGUCACCACACCCCAGGUUGGAGUUUUCGGCGCUAUUGGCAGCAUUGUCUACGGAGCCAUUAUGCUUCUCGCAUAA
Messenger RNA from Penicillium griseofulvum, 822 nucleotides. RefSeq lists its product as uncharacterized. The transcript has a single exon. The record is from RefSeq and is a predicted model, not a curated record. The coding region runs from base 1 to 822 and encodes 273 amino acids. Lineage: Eukaryota; Fungi; Ascomycota; Eurotiomycetes; Eurotiales; Aspergillaceae.